Messenger RNA from Mucor velutinosus, 1077 nucleotides. RefSeq lists its product as uncharacterized. Bases 1 to 1077 code for a protein of 358 amino acids. NCBI's taxonomy places the organism in Eukaryota, Fungi, Mucoromycota, Mucoromycetes, Mucorales, Mucoraceae. Gene Ontology annotation, cellular component: Golgi apparatus. The record is from RefSeq and is a predicted model, not a curated record. The transcript is spliced from 3 exons.
AUGGUGACAGCAGCAAAAAUUAUUGAUCGCGUUACAGAGACCAAAUGGUCCAAACUAUACAUUUCAAUGGCAUCUUGCCAGUGUGUCAUCAUCAUUGCACUGCAAGCAUCGAUUUGUUAUCUCAACACCUACCAAGCACAUUUACUGCCUGAACCCACAACUGACAGCGUGUUGACAGCAAGUUCCACAGUAGACGACUACCUCCCAUUAAGAGCAGCAGAUCGCUUGGGCAGAAUCAAGUGGGAAAACAUUGCUUUCAUGGGAUUUCAAGUCUGGUUUUUGGGCAUGGCAUUUGACGCUACGGUUUACCAAAACACAGCGGAGAUUCUGGCACUGGCUAUUUUGAAUGUACUCUGCUCUAUAUUAGGUGCCUUGCAAGUGGUCGAUGGUGUGAAAUGGCUGGAUCGAUUAAUACACACAAACUAUUCAGUAGACGCAUUAGCCAUGGCCGAAAAGAUUGAAAUCUCCUUGUCAGUCGUUAUCUUGACAUUUGCUGUCAUCAUGUCAUUUCUUAGUUAUCAAAUGUCAAAGCAAUUUGGCUGGAACAUUUACAAAAAGAUUGGUGCCGAUGUGCAAAUUCAAAAGAUGUACCGCAUGUUUCAAUUCUUUGUGUUGGCUCUCAAGAUUGACGUCUUUACGCAAUUUAUGGUCUCCAUCUUUUACCUGAUCCAGUUUGCUCUCAAGCAAGGCAUCAUGUGGGAAACUAUCAUCCAAGUCAUUGUCACCAUCUUUAUUAUACCAUUCCUCUACUUUGCACGUUCGGCUGGAAGCGCAGAAAGCAAGCCUAAAAUGAUCCUGUUCAUCGUGUUUGAAUGUCUGGUCCUGUUCCAUUUUGCCUUGAUCUUUUCACAGACGUUGCAGCCCAACAACAACUGGUACACUUGGAUUUGCUUGAUCUGGAUUGGUGUUGCAUUCGCUCUGGUGUCUUGUGUAUUGGGCAUCAUUUGUAUGCGCAACUUUGGAAAGGGUCUCAAGCCAUUUGUGCAAAGAGGCAAUGUCAAGGCCAAGAUGGACCUUGAGAGUAAUAACCUGCAGAAACAAAAGGCACACGAAAGCUGGCAAAUUGACGAUGAUUAG